Molecule: messenger RNA, 1780 nt
Organism: Daldinia vernicosa
Lineage: Eukaryota; Fungi; Ascomycota; Sordariomycetes; Xylariales; Hypoxylaceae
Exons: 3
Coding region: 107-1576 (489 amino acids)
Biological process (GO): mRNA cis splicing, via spliceosome
Cellular component (GO): precatalytic spliceosome
Molecular function (GO): nucleic acid binding
Source: RefSeq, a predicted model, not a curated record
CUUGCAUUCCACAGCUCUCUUUUUCAGCCUCGUAAAGUAGGCUGAGGAGUGUCCUCCUCGAAUAAACUUCACAUUCGACCUAAGGAAUCGCACUAAGACCAUAGACAUGGCUGCUCAACAGCCACGGGCAGGCCUGUCCUUAUACGCCAACCUUCUCGAGCCUGAAGGCGACUCGUCUACUUCCAUAUCCCGAGGUCCGGUAGUGUCCCAAGAAGCGCUCGAUGCAGUGAAAGAGCAAGAGGCUUCAAAGAAGCCUAUCGACUCUGCUCUUCGCUUUCAGCCGCAUCCACAGAUUCGCCGUCCCCAGCCGAAAACCCAGAGGCCUAAAGCCAGCUUCCCAAAAGCUCCCACUCUUCCCAAUACCUCCAAUGUCGCCGGCGCUGGCGCAGCUCCGACUCCAGCGAAGAGUAGGCUAGCCGACUGGGCACCUACCGAAGAAGAUGAAUAUAUGUAUGCGAAUGUCGAGAAGAGAGCACGAGGUGGGCGUAAGAAGAAGAAGAAAAAGGCUGAGGAUGUGCCCAUUGAGACGGACUGGGAUGAGAUAUAUGACCCUUCGAGACCUACAAAUGUAGACGAGUACCUACGAAGCGAGGAGCGGAUACGUGAGGUACGAGAAUGGAAGGAUCUACUCUACAAACAUAAGCGGCGCGACGACGAUGACGACGAGAGACGUGGUAGCUGGGAUAGCGAAGAGGAAGACUCGGCGCCAGUACAAAAUCAAUUCGCGCCGCCAGAUUCCUACUCUUUCGCACCACCACCGCCCUCACCCCCGCGAGCUUCGUUGCCGGACGACAAGACCGGUGACGAUGCCUAUGCGCGCCGUUUAGCCAUGUCUCAAGGCAACAUACCUCCGCCUCCGCGUUCGCCAACACCGCCGCCACCUCCACCGUCAAUACCUCCUGAACCAGAGGUCGCAACGAUAUCCCGCGCGCCAGUGCGUUACACGCAACCGGAGCCGCCUGCGCCACCUGACCCAGACGCCAUGGACGAAGACGAGGAUGAAUACGUCCCCCCCGAGCCCGACUCCGAAGAAGCUCCCGAGCAGCGUGGCGGUCGAUCUCGCGAGAAAGGCUUUGCCGCACGUCUCAUGGCCAAAUACGGAUGGUCGAAGGGUCAAGGCCUAGGUGCUGAGUCCAGCGGUAUCCUACAGCCACUGCGCGUCGAGGUGGAGAAGCGAAAGAAGAAGUCAGAUGCAGAAGGUGGCGGAUGGGCCGGGCCCGGUGGACGCGGUCGCAUCAUCGGCUCCAAGACUGGGGCAGCGCCCCAAGCCGAGAGCAGCGUCGGCUCCAUGAGUAACGUCGUUGUUUUGCGGAAUAUGUUAGAGGGUAUGGAAGAUCUCCAGGCCGAAAUAGAGUCUGGGUUGGGACAAGAGAUCGGCGAAGAGUGCGGUGAUAAGUACGGCCGCGUCGAGAGGCUGUACAUCGACAUCGAAGGCCGGCGGGUAUAUAUCAAGUUCACCGACCAAGUAUCCGCCUUAAGAGCAGUAAACGCCCUAGACGGCCGUAUAUUCGCCGGCAACACCAUCCAGCCUCAGUUCUACGACGUGGACAAGUUCGAGCAGAGGAUCUACGAGUAAUUAUAUUUAGAUUAUGAACUAUCCCAAUGGAGUGAGUGUCCAAGACGGUGAAGAGGAGCUCAAGGACCCGUAUUAGCUUAUUAGAAAGCUACCCGCAAUAGUAUCCAAAGGUUACAAACUUGAUGCCAUGUAAAUCUACCUUACAUUACUCCCCGUGAUAGGAGUAAUUCUCGAAACUGAAGCACGGGUAUAAAAUAGAACUAG